AUGUCAAGCUAAGCUUCAUAGCAAAACAUAGAAAAUUUAGAUUAAGUAGUUUAUAAUCAAAUAACUGAAUAUAUUAAGCAGUAAAAAGAAGAAUUUAAUAACAUAGACUUAUAUGAACACCUUUAUAGGGUUUUCCAUAAAUUGAUUAGAGAGCCUAAUAAAUUUUGCAAAGACUUAGAUCAUUUUAAUUUAAUUUCAGAUUUUAUAAAAAAGAAUUCAUUUAAUUAUAAAUGCCCUUUAUCAGAUUCUGAAGUUAAUAAUAUACCAUUAAAGAUUGCAGAGCAUUAAGAAUGGAUAUCUAAAUCUGAAGAAUUGUUUAAAGAUUUUUCAAAACUCUCCUUGAACAGAUAAAAGCUAUUAAUCUAGAAUUUUUAUGAAGAUAGUUUAUUAUUAGAAACAGCAGGUAUUGGAUUCUCUGAAGAAGAGUCUUUUAAAAUAUCUUAGUCUAUUCGUAGGCUUGCUGAUUAAUAUUAGGCAACUUCUAUGAGAUUUUGGGGUAAAUAUUUAACCAGAGGAAAAGAUUACUAUGUUGCAUAAGGUCUCUAUUCUAAUGAGAAUUGUGAUAAGCUACCUGAUAAUUGUGAAUAAAAAGGACAAGGAGUUAACAGAUACACAUUUUGGGUUACACAUAAUGUUUUAGAGGAAUGGACUGAACUCCCUUUGAUUCAUCCUGAUCAUAUAGUUUAAGCUAGAUAAAUAAAAUAUUUGCUCACUGGCGAUUUAAAUGCCAGUUUAAAAACCUACCCUCUUUUUUAUGGAAAGGAAAAGCACUUCCUGAAGGCUUAACUUGUAAGAAUUACAUUUGGAUCAGAAUUAGCACCAAAAGGAUUAUACAGACCACCAGAAGAGGGUGAAAAUGACAUAUAACUUGAAGAUGAACCCUUCAAGCUUCCAGAAUAUACAGAAUUAUAAGAAUUAUCAACAUGGGUUCACAUGCAUCCUCCUUUGUUAAAAUAAGGAAGAACAACUAUAUAUGUUGAUCCAAAACUACCUGAAGAAGAAAGAGAAGCAAAGCUUGCAGAAUUAUAAGAAUAAGAUUAAGAUACUUAAAUUGAAAGAUUAAGAGAUAUUUCUUAAGAUAAAUCUCCUUUCGCCUUACCUGAAGGAGAGGGUGGAAAUGAAGAAGAAGAGACAAAUUGGUAAAAAAGAGAAUAUGGAGAUAAAUAACAAUUUAACACUAUCGAAGGAGAUACAGUUGUCAAUUAUAAUUGUGUUUCAUUUAAAAAUUUAACUUGGCCAGGAGCUCAUUUAGUAGUAAAUAGUUAAAGCUACUGCAAUAUAUAUGUUGGGUAUGGUCUUAAACAAAAUCAACAUCCAUUCUUACCAGUUGAGCCUAGUGAUAUGCUUGAAGAAUAAGAAGAUACUGAUGAGCAUCCUGAACCUAAUCCAAACAACCCUCCUGAUGAAGUAGAAUCCGAUAGUGACGAUGAAAAGAAGGAAGAAGAUGAAGAAGAAAAUUGA
Molecule: messenger RNA, 1461 nt
Organism: Tetrahymena thermophila SB210
Lineage: Eukaryota; Ciliophora; Oligohymenophorea; Hymenostomatida; Tetrahymenidae
Product: radial spokehead protein
Exons: 9
Biological process (GO): cilium assembly; axoneme assembly; cilium movement involved in cell motility
Cellular component (GO): axoneme; radial spoke
Source: RefSeq, a predicted model, not a curated record